Cryptococcus deneoformans JEC21 is the source of this 1560-nucleotide messenger RNA. RefSeq names its product expressed protein. Lineage: Eukaryota; Fungi; Basidiomycota; Tremellomycetes; Tremellales; Cryptococcaceae. The record is from RefSeq and is a predicted model, not a curated record. Gene Ontology annotation, molecular function: zinc ion binding. Gene Ontology annotation, cellular component: nucleus. The coding region runs from base 56 to 1453 and encodes 465 amino acids. The transcript is spliced from 4 exons. Gene Ontology annotation, biological process: regulation of DNA-templated transcription; mRNA processing.
UUCUGUCCCCCGCCUCUUUUCCUCUUUCCACACAUCUUUCCACACAUCUAAAGCAAUGCUUCCUCAACGCCCCCCCUGGGUUGUCAAAGAUAUUGCUAACAUCUUAGGCCUCGACGAUGAAUCGGUGAAGCAAAUGAUCGUGCCCGACCUCGAGAGCCAGAAUAUUGAACCCAGGCUUCGCACACAUUUACAAGAUUUCUUAGGUCCCUCCCAAGCAGCAAAAGACUUCACUUCCCGUUAUCUCGCUCUACGCUUCCCAUCCCUCACCAACACUCCUUCUUCAGUUCCUAACACUCAGCUUACUCCCGAUGCCGAUAUACUCAAAUCAAAAGCAAAAGCGAAGACACCCGCUCAUGUCUCCACUCCCACUGCCGGUAGCAGCUCUGGUAUUAGUACCAAAGAGUUUGAGGCGGCGUUUGGCCCUGGUGGGAAGGUAUAUAUGAAAAAUAGGAAUGCCGACGAUACAUCUUUCCAAAUCGGAAGGUCUUCUCAACCAGGUGGGUCCCGGUCGGGAUCCAACACUCCUUUAUCCAGGCAGAGGCAAGGCGGGGCGAUAUCUGUCAGUAUCGUGGAAAAGCCCAAGUCAUCCGCGGGAGUCGGAAGUGGAAAAGGCAAGGGCAAAGUGGAAAAGAUUUGGGAUGUACCCAAGAGCAAAGAGGUCAAAAAGAUUGAAGCGAUCAUUGCAAGUUUGAGAAGUAUUCAGGAAAGUGGGCCAAAGCCCGGUGAAGGUUACAACUGUUUUUGUCAGGCUCGGAUGCACCCUCUAUCACCAUACACUCCUAUUUGUCAAACAUGCGCUCUCAUUAUCUGCAAGUUGCAUGCGCCUCAUCUUCCUUGCCCUUCUUGCGCCCAACCCCUUUACAAUCCCGCCCAACUUACCCGCCUCAUCCUCAAGGUGGAAACUGACCUCGAAGAUCAGAUGGAGAAGGAGCGUGUCGAAGAGCUGGAGCGUGAACGUGAGAGACAGGAAAUGUUGCAAGCAGAAAGCGGCGGUGGACAAUUUCCUAGCUUGGCCUCCGGGUCAGCUAGCGCAACAGGGACAAACAACGUACCCCUCGGAGGAGCCAGGAAAGUUAUCUCAAUUGGGGCAAAAGACAAGGGGAAAGGUCGAGCCACGGUUACCACUACCACGUACCGUACUGGGUCCUCUGCACCGUCUCCUCGCCUCACAACUCCACCGCCGGAGAAUAUCAUGCCUCGCCCACGUUCAAUACCUGUUGAUCGGAUUAAGGCCGAGAAGGAACUUACGAAGGUCCUCAGUUGGAGGAAGGAGGAAGGCAAGCCGUGGGGUGACAUGAAGGCAGAGAAAAGGGGAAAUGCAAUGAAAUAUGUCGGGGUGGACGUAAUUGUGAUGAGUCAAGUCAAUGAGAACACCAUGGGAAGGAGAAGAAAGGGAAAGCUGAAGACUGGAGAAGCAGGAAGGGUCGUACCAGGAGCUCAAACCAAAGCGUAAAUACCUUCGGAGUCGUUCUAUACUAUCCACCAUAUGGCCGGUAUGAUCUACUGCAGUAUAACGGAAGUUAAAUAUUGAUGGUAUUAUUAAAUGAAGGACGCGAAUCA